This is a messenger RNA of Sclerotinia borealis F-4128, 795 nucleotides long. Lineage: Eukaryota; Fungi; Ascomycota; Leotiomycetes; Helotiales; Sclerotiniaceae. The record is from the annotation of a GenBank genome assembly.
AUGGCCAUGUUUAGUCAAAACCCUCUGAUGAAUGGUCCAAAUUACUCCUUCAAUCAAGCUCCAACCAAACAAGGUGAUGGUUUUACACAACAUCAUGGUUUCUACCCAUACACCGAUAACGGUGGUUCUACUCUCGCAAUCUCAGGUUCCGACUUCACCAUCGUCGCCGGCGACACCCGUUCCACAUCCGGAUACAAUAUCAACACAAGAUACCAACCCAAAGUCUUCAAGAUCGGUGGUACAACCGCUGCUCAAGAUGAUGCCACUCUUGUUCUCUCUGUCGUAGGCUUUGCUGCAGAUGGUGAAGCAUUAAAGGAACGCCUCGAUACAAUUGUCAAGAUGUACCGUUAUCAGCAUGGCAAGCCCAUGAGCGUUAAAGCAUGUGCUCAGCGAUUAGCAACCAUCCUAUACAGCAAGCGAUUCUUCCCAUAUUACGUUACUGCGAUUCUCGGAGGCUUGGAUGAGGAGGGAAAGGGGGCGGUUUACAGUUAUGAUCCUGUUGGAAGUUAUGAGAGAGAGCAAUGCAGAGCCGCAGGUGCUGCAGCCAGUUUGAUCAUGCCUUUCUUGGACAACCAGGUCAACUUCAAGAACCAAUAUAUUCCAGGCAGUGGAGUAGGACAUGAAUUGGUGGAAAGAGAAAAGAUUCCACUGACUAGAAAUGAAGUGGAAGACUUGGUUAAGGAUGCUUUCGACAGUGCGGUGGAAAGACACAUUGAGGUUGGUGAUGGUUUGCAGAUGUUGAUCAUCACGAAGCAGGGCAUUGAGGAGAUUUAUAAGCCACUGAAGAGGGAUUGA